Penicillium cosmopolitanum is the source of this 732-nucleotide messenger RNA. Its product is annotated as F-box protein. The transcript has a single exon. Lineage: Eukaryota; Fungi; Ascomycota; Eurotiomycetes; Eurotiales; Aspergillaceae. Gene Ontology annotation, molecular function: protein binding. The record is from RefSeq and is a predicted model, not a curated record. Bases 1 to 732 code for a protein of 243 amino acids.
AUGUCUCCAAGUUCAAACACCCACCCACCCAGGCCGACGAGUGCUACACUCUACGAACUCCCACCGGAACUAGUGGACAUAAUCUUCGGAUAUCUAUCAGCAGCCGACAGAUUAUGCUUCAGAACGACUUGUACGCACUUCUCCUCAAAAUAUGCCUCGCCACUCCUGUAUCCGAAAAAGAUUCGACGAGAAUCACCAGAACGUUUUCAACUUGAAGACCCCUCGCCUCAGGUUCAAGUUGAUCAUGACUAUAUUACUCCAAAAGUGGAAACAGAGACAGAAAGUCCAGACAAACAUGCCGGUGCCACUGUCAGUGAAGGGGCCAACCCGACCACCCAGCCACACGAUCAAAGAAACCGGGACAAACUUCGCUCUCGAUUGAAAGCUAUCUAUUCGAGACUUCUUGUUGCUUUGUCGAAGCGUCGUCCGACGAAAGUACCCGCCACUGCCAAACUAUGCAAGGAAGCCAAGGCCCUCGCAAAGCGCGAAAGAAAAGCAUCCAAACCAAAACCAAAACCUACCCCCAUUGUCAAGAAAAGUCGCUCGACUCGGACUAGAAGUCGGUGGGUUACUCCUGCAUCAACAGACUGGAACUGGAACUCAUGCUACUUUGAUAGUGCUCCGGCGUCCACUGGGUGGGACUUCUCCAGUUCAUACUCGUACUGUGAUACAUCUAGCUAUUUUUGCGACACUUCGGCUAUGGAUUGUUGUAGUUAUGAUGACUGCUCCUAG